Molecule: messenger RNA, 933 nt
Organism: Aspergillus affinis
Lineage: Eukaryota; Fungi; Ascomycota; Eurotiomycetes; Eurotiales; Aspergillaceae
Exons: 3
Coding region: 1-933 (310 amino acids)
Source: RefSeq, a predicted model, not a curated record
AUGUCUCACUACACUCAGCCCAAACAGAUCCUCAAGAAGGAAAUGUCACCCGAGGAAUACAGUCUUCUGGAGGAAUGGGGUCCUCAGACCAUCCAAGGCUGUCGUUAUUCUGAAGGCUCUUCUACAGCAUUGGCCCAGCUUGAAACAAUGCCCAAUACAGUGCACGAGCCAUUUCACAGACGUCUGAAGAACCGAUCCUCCUCACUCUUCGAGGAAUGGAAGGUUCAAGCUACACGCCGUGAGAUGGCAAACGAGGUCAUUCGUCUCAAAGAGGACAAGAAGCAUCAGGCUGUUGAGAAUGCCUUCCUCGCGCCUGAUGCUGCGGUUGCCCUGGGUGAUAAUUUUGGCGGAAGAAACGAGAAGCAGGAUGGAGCUGUGGCUGCAGUUCAGCUUUCUGCUAAUCGAUUUCCUAAUGUCCAAAGUAGCCCGAACAACGCGACUAGAAUCAUCUCUGACGCGUUAGGACCUUUAGCCACCAGACUCCUCGGCAACCAUCCCGUCAUCGUGCCCAACAAUAGAAAAGGACCCUCUUCCCUUGAUGAGGUGAAAAAGAUCGCUGUAUCCCAGACUACCUAUCGUUCUGGGGCUCGAUCUUCGAACCGACCGCGCAACAACAGUGAACCGACAAACCCCAAUCUCCCAAUGAUCUCUGGUGCCAGAACUACUCCAAAGAUUGUCAGUGAGCCGAAGAAAUCCGUUGGUAACCAGUCUGCUCCUCGUACUGAAGUUGGAGGUUACACUGCUCCAAACGGCACCCAUCUGAGAAAAAACGAACUGCACAACUUAUCCCGCGGUGUGAAAAUCCUCAACAAAGACACGGCUUAUUUCCUUCCAAGUUUUGUGGAAGAUCCGUGGAAGGAUGUGAAGCCUAUUAUGACUGAAUGUGACGCAGCGUUACUUCCGGGUCUCGGCAGUUUCGACUCGACUGUAUGA